CCCCCUCCUCCCCGCGGCUUGGCGGAGCUGGCGGCGCAUGCGCGCGGUGCCGUGACUGGACGGAGAGGCGGUGGCUCGACAUGGCUGAGGUGGAAGAAACACUGAAGCGAAUUCAGAGCCAAAAGGGAGUGCAGGGAAUCAUUGUUGUUAAUUCUGAAGGUAUUCCUAUCAAAAGUACUAUGGACAACUCCACAACGAUUCAGUACGCGGGCCUCAUGCACAGCUUCAUCAUGAAGGCAAGGAGCACCGUGCGAGACAUUGAUCCCCAGAACGACCUCACGUUCCUGCGGAUCCGCUCCAAGAAAAAUGAAAUCAUGGUCGCACCAGAUAAAGACUACUUCCUGAUUGUCAUCCAGAAUCCAACUGAAUGAUUACAAUGACUUGGUCUGGUUUUUUUUUUUUUCCUUUGCCCAAUUGUUUUUUUUAAUUUAAUGGUAAAGAAUAGAGCAUUAGUGUUAACUCUGCUGUGCCACUUCAAUACUGUCUGGAAAAACAACAGCAGGUGGUUUUGUUGUUUACAUACAGAAAAAGUGGCUUUUUUUUUGUAUCACAAGUCGUUUUGAGGAGGAGUUGGUGAAUUAGAAUCAGGCAGUAAAAAAUACAAUAGAUUCUUUUAAUAGUUAAGAAGAUAAUAUAAUAAAAUUCUAUUAAUGUCCUAAAAAAGAUUAUUCUUUGUAUGUUUCCAUGCUUCUGUCACUACUAUUUGAGAUGUGCUUUUACACUAUUACUUUUGAAUGACUGUAAAUAUGAAACUUGCCUAUCCUCUAGUUCUGUCUUAUUUUGUUGGUUUUACAAGUUACUUUGAAAAAGUCUGGCCAUAUCAAAUUAAACAGUGUCAUCAGUGA
Messenger RNA from Grus americana (Whooping crane), 845 nucleotides. RefSeq names its product dynein light chain roadblock-type 1 (gene DYNLRB1). The transcript has 4 exons. Gene Ontology annotation, cellular component: centrosome; cytoplasm; cytoplasmic dynein complex. Lineage: Eukaryota; Metazoa; Chordata; Aves; Gruiformes; Gruidae. Bases 81 to 371 code for a protein of 96 amino acids. The record is from RefSeq and is a predicted model, not a curated record. Gene Ontology annotation, molecular function: dynein intermediate chain binding. Gene Ontology annotation, biological process: microtubule-based movement.